AUGGCUGACGCAGCGGCACGACAGCUUCAGUACGAGUACAAAGCGAACUCAAAUCUUGUGCUGCAAGCGGACGUUCGUCUGAUCGAACGGCCCAGGCGCGAUGAAGCUACCGGCGAGGUUAUAUCGCUGGUUGGUAAGCUCGAUGGUACCCGGAUGGGGGACCGAGCACAACGCAGCAAACCGGAGAAAACGGAAGAACGGAAAGCAAAGCGGCAGAAGCGUGAUGAGGCGCAGUAUGAUUUCAACAGCAUGAAAGGUGCUACCUUGCUGUCCGAGGGAAUUGAUGAGAUGGUCGGCAUUGUUUACCGCCCGAAAACGCAAGAAACGCGUCAAACGUACGAGGUGCUGUUAAGUUUCAUCCAGGAAGCGAUUGGUGACCAACCCCGCGAUAUUCUGCGCGGCGCGGCAGAUGAAAUAUUGGCCGUGUUGAAGAACGAUCGCAUGAAGGAACGCGAAAAGAAGCGUGAAAUUGAUGGUCUGCUGGGCAGCGUGGCAGACGAACGGUUUGCACUGUUGGUGAACCUUGGUAAAAAAAUCACUGAUUUUGGUUCGGAUGCGGCCACCGCAAUCGGUGGCGCGGGACAGGCUGGUCCCGGCGGUGAUGAACCAAUCGAUGAAACGUACGGCAUAAAUGUGCGCUUCGAGGAAUCAGAGGAAGAGUCGGAUGAAGAUAAGUAUGGUGAGGUGCGCGAAGACGAUGGGCAGGAUGAGGGCGAAGAAGCACGAGACGAUGGGAUUCUGCAUGCGGAAAAUCUUGGCGGUGGUGAGGACAUGAACAAGAAGGAAAAGGCACUCGAUCCACGGGACAUUGAUGCGCACUGGCUGCAGCGGUGUCUACGAAAGUACUAUAAUGAUUCAAUGAUGUCCCAGUCUAAAGCGCUCGAGGUAUUAAAUGUACUCAAAGAAUCCGGAGACGAUCGGGAGUGUGAGAACCAGCUGGUGCUGUUGCUGGGUUACGAUUGCUUCGAUUUUAUUAAGCAGUUGAAGAAAAACCGGCAAAUGAUCCUGUACUGUACGAUGCUGGCACAAUCGCAGAGUGAGAGUGAGCGUGCGAAACUGCGCGAACGAAUGAAGGCGGAUGCAGCACUGGCAAAGAUUCUGCGACAGCUUGAUACUGGUAAGCAGGAGGCGCAAGAGGGCCGGGACUACGCUAACGGUGGAGCAGACGGUUCGGACAUGGAUAGCGGUAAUGUGGGAAGUGGUGCGGAACGCACCGCUGCUGUAGGAGGACAAAUCAUAGGCAAUCGCACUGUACUGGAGUUGGACGAGCUCGCAUUCACGCAGGGAUCACAUCUGAUGGCCAACAAACGUUGCCAGCUACCGGACGGAUCAUUCCGUAAGCAACGUAAGGGGUACGAGGAAGUACACGUUCCAGCCCUGAAGCCUCGCCCGUUCGAUGAAGACGAAGAAUUGAUUGUCAUCGAGAAGCUUCCGAAGUAUGUGCAACCCGUUUUCAACGGUUUCAAAACGCUCAAUCGCAUUCAGAGCCGACUGUACAAAAGUGCGCUAGAAAGCGAUGAAAAUCUGCUCCUUUGUGCGCCUACCGGUGCCGGUAAAACAAACGUUGCACUGCUGACGAUGAUGCGCGAAAUCGGUAAGCACAUCAACGACGACGGAACCAUCAAUGUGGAUGAGUUCAAAAUCAUCUACAUAGCUCCUAUGCGAUCGCUGGUACAAGAAAUGGUCGGUAACUUUGGCCGUCGGCUGGCGACGUACAAUCUCACAGUUUCAGAAUUGACGGGUGAUCAUCAACUCAGUCGGGAGCAAAUUGCUGCGACACAAGUCAUCGUCUGUACGCCUGAAAAGUGGGACAUUAUCACCCGCAAAGGGGGCGAGAAGACGUACACGCAGUUUGUGCGUUUGGUUAUUAUUGAUGAAAUUCAUUUGCUACACGAUGAGCGUGGUCCCGUUCUGGAAGCCCUGGUUGCUCGCACGAUCCGGAACAUUGAAACUACGCAGGAAGAUGUGCGUCUGGUCGGGCUUUCGGCAACCCUACCCAAUUACCAGGAUGUCGCAACGUUCCUGCGCGUUCGUCCCGAAACGGGACUUUUCUACUUCGACAACAGCUACCGACCGGUGGCACUGGAACAGCAGUACAUUGGCGUGACAGAGAAGAAAGCGCUCAAACGAUUCCAGGUGAUGAACGAUAUAGUGUAUGAAAAGGUGAUGGAGCAUGCUGGCCGCAAUCAGGUGCUGGUGUUUGUCCAUUCCCGUAAGGAGACGGGGAAAACGGCACGUGCUGUUCGUGACAUGUGUCUCGAGAAGGAUACUCUUGGGACGUUCCUGCGCGAAGGUUCCGCAAGUAUGGAAGUGUUACGGUCCGAGGCGGAUCAAGUUAAAAACCAGGAACUAAAGGACCUACUUCCGUACGGCUUCGCAAUCCAUCACGCCGGAAUGACACGCGUUGAUCGUACUCUGGUGGAGGAUUUGUUUGCCGAUCGACAUAUCCAGGUGCUCGUAUCGACGGCCACCCUUGCAUGGGGUGUGAAUUUGCCGGCUCACACCGUCAUCAUCAAGGGUACACAGGUAUACAAUCCGGAAAAGGGACGAUGGGUCGAACUGGGAGCGUUGGACGUAUUGCAGAUGCUUGGUCGUGCCGGUCGUCCACAGUACGACACGAAGGGUGAAGGCAUCCUGAUCACAAAUCACAGUGAACUGCAGUUCUAUUUGUCGCUAUUGAACCAACAGCUACCCAUCGAGUCGCAGCUCAUUUCGAAGCUUCCUGAUAUGCUGAAUGCCGAAAUUGUGCUUGGAACGGUGCAAAAUGUCAAAGAUGCCGUCACUUGGCUUGGAUAUACGUACCUCUAUAUUCGUAUGCUGCGUCAGCCAACGUUGUACGGGGUAUCGAUCGAUGCGGUUCAGGAGGAUCCACUGCUCGAGCAGUUCCGUGCGGAUCUUAUACAUACUGCCGCUUUGCACCUCGAACGCAGUGGUUUGAUCAAGUACGAUCGUAAGAGCGGUCACCUCCAAGUUACAGAAGUAGGUCGAAUUGCAUCUCACUACUACUGCACGCACGAAACGAUGCUUACGUACCACCAGCUCCUGAAACCAACGCUCAGUGAGAUUGAGCUGUUCCGGGUUUUCUCACUGUCUGGCGAAUUCCGCAACAUUACUGUGCGCGAAGAGGAAAAGCUCGAACUACAGAAACUCAUGGAACGUGUGCCGAUCCCGAUCAAGGAGAGCAUGGAAGAACCGAGCGCAAAAGUGAAUGUACUGUUGCAAGCUUACAUCUCACAACUGAAGCUGGAAGGAUUUGCUCUGAUGGCCGACAUGGUGUACGUUACACAGUCCGCUUCCCGACUGUUGCGAGCUAUCUUCGAAAUUGUCCUUCACCGUGGUUGGGCCCAACUGGCGGAUAAAUGUCUCACCCUCUGCAAGAUGAUCGAUCGUCGCAUGUGGCAAAGUAUGUCGCCAUUGCGCCAGUUCCGCAAAAUGCCCGAAGAAAUCGUAAAGAAAAUAGAGAAGAAAAAUUUUCCCUGGGAACGGCUGUACGAUCUGGAGGCGAACGAAAUUGGGGAGCUGAUCCGUGUUCCAAAGCUUGGCAAGACGAUCUAUCGCUACAUACACCAGUUCCCGAAGCUGGAACUCUCGACUCACAUCCAACCGAUUACACGCUCAACGCUUCGCGUAGAGCUCACCAUUACACCCGACUUCCAGUGGGACGAAAAGGUGCACGGCCAAUCGGAAGCAUUCUGGAUUCUGGUAGAAGACGUCGACUCGGAGGUGAUUUUGCAUCACGAAUAUUUUCUACUGAAGGCGAAAUAUUGCACCGAUGAUCAUUUAGUGAAAUUCUUCGUGCCGGUCUUCGAACCAUUGCCUCCUCAGUACUUCUUGCGAAUCGUGUCUGACCGUUGGAUAGGUGCCGAAACGCAGCUUCCCGUGUCCUUCCGGCAUUUGAUUCUUCCGGAGAAGAAUCUUCCACCGACGGAGUUGCUUGAUCUGCAACCGCUUCCGAUCAGCGCCCUGCGAGAUCCAUCGUUCGAGACACUUUACGCCGAUCGGUUCCCGCAGUUUAAUCCCAUUCAGACGCAAGUCUUUAAUGCAGUGUACAACAGCGAAGAUAACGUAUUUGUCGGAGCUCCCACGGGAUCGGGAAAAACUACCAUAGCGGAAUUUGCUGUACUGCGACUGCUCUCACAGAAUCCGGCAGGUCGCGUAGUGUAUCUUGUCGCACGUGAUCCCCUCGCAGAUCUCGUGUUCCAUGAGUGGCAUCAACGAUUCGGGCAAUCCGCACUUGGUUGCAAAGUGGUGAAACUAACUGGCGAAACUGGAACAGAUUUGAAGUUAAUCGCCAAGGGUCAGAUCAUCGUAACGACUGCCGACAAGUGGGAUGUGCUUUCGCGCCGCUGGAAACAACGCAAGAACGUCCAGAACGUGCAGUUGUUCAUCGUGGAUGAGUUGCAGCUGAUCGGGGGAGAAGAUGGCCCCGUGCUGGAAGUGGCCUGCUCUCGUAUGCGUUACAUUUCAUCGCAAACCGAACAACCGAUACGCAUCAUCGCUCUAUCGGCAUCGUUGGCCGAUGCGCGUGAUAUCGCGCAAUGGCUUGGUUGUAGCACGAACGCUACAUUCAACUUCCAUCCUUCUGUUCGUCCAAUUCCUUUGGAACUACACGUGCAGGGUCUCAACAUAACGCACAAUGCAUCGCGUGUCGCCGCCAUGUCGAAACCCGUGUACAAUGCGAUCACCAAAUUUAGUCCACACAAACCUGUCAUCGUGUUCGUCACGUCUCGUAAGCUGGCCCGGCUUACGGCGAUCGAUGUGCUGACGUACUGUGCGGCAGAGCUGCAACCGAAUCGUUUCUUCCACGCGGAGGAAGAAGACAUCAAACCAUUCCUGGACCGGAUGGCAGACAAAACGUUGAAGGAAACUCUCUCCCAAGGAGUGGCGUACAUGCACGAAGGACUGACUGCUUCCGAUCAACGCAUUGUAGAGCAAUUGUUCGACUCUGGGGCCGUGCAGAUAGCUAUCUGUACUCGGGAUCUCUGUUGGGCGUUGAACAUAAGCGCACACCUGGUCAUUAUUAUGGACACACAGUUCUAUAAUGGAAGAAACCAUUCGUACGACGACUAUCCCAUCACCGAUGUGUUGCAAAUGAUCGGCCGUGCCAAUAGACCUUUGGAAGACGACGAUGCUAAAGCAGUUCUGAUGUGUCAGAGUUCUAAGAAGGAUUUCUACAAGAAGUUCCUCAACGAACCCCUGCCAGUGGAGAGCCAUCUCGACCACAGAUUGCACGAUCAUUUUAAUGCCGAGAUUGUCACAAAGACGAUCGAAAAUAAGCAGGACGCAGUGGAUUACUUGACGUGGACGUUCCUGUACAGACGUCUAACGCAGAACCCUAACUAUUACAAUCUCCAGGGUGUCACUCACCGUCAUCUGUCGGAUCACUUAUCGGAACUGGUGGAAUCAACACUUUCCGACUUGGAACAGUCGAAGUGUAUCGGUGUCGAGGAUGAAAUGGAUGCACUUCCACUUAACCUGGGCAUGAUUGCGGCAUACUACUACAUCAAUUACACUACGAUAGAACUGUUCAGUCUGUCGCUGAACAGCAAGACAAAGAUUCGAGGUUUGCUAGAAAUCAUUUCAUCCGCGGCAGAAUAUGAGGAUUUAAUCGUGCGUCAUCACGAGGACAACAUUCUGCGAAGUCUUGGAUCCCGGUUGCCCAACAAACUGACCGGUCCAAACGGUACCGCACCGAAGUACAAUGAUCCACACAUCAAGACGAAUUUGCUGCUCCAGGCCCAUCUUUCACGUCUGCAGCUGGGUGCGGAGCUUCAGGGCGACACUGAGCAGAUCCUUGGCAAAGCAAUUCGUCUGGUGCAGGCGUGCGUAGAUGUACUGUCGUCUAAUGGUUGGCUGUCACCCGCCGUCGCCGCUAUGGAGUUGGCACAAAUGGUAACACAGGCAAUGUGGAGCAAAGAUUCAUACCUGAAACAGUUGCCACAUUUUACCGCGGAAAUUAUUAAGCGCUGUCAGGAGAAAGGCAUUGAGACGGUGUUUGACAUUAUGGAGCUGGAUGAUGACGAUCGAACACGUUUGCUCCAGAUGACUGAUCAGCAGAUGUCGGAUGUAGCACGCUUCUGUAACCGAUAUCCAAAUAUCGAGCUUACGUUCGCAGUUCUCGACAAGGAUCGCAUACAUUCGGGAUCUUCCGUUGAUGUGGAGGUUACUUUGGAGCGCGAGGACGAUGUAACAGGCCCAGUAAUAGCACCCUUCUUCCCACAGAAACGCGAAGAGGGUUGGUGGGUUGUAAUCGGUGAUCCGAAAACAAACUCACUGCUGUCCAUCAAACGACUUACGCUGCAGCAGAAGGCGAAGGUGAAGUUGAACUUUGUCGCUCCGAGCCCAGGCCACCACGAGUACACGUUGUACUACAUGAGCGAUUCGUAUCUGGGUUGCGAUCAGGAGUAUAAAUUUUCCAUCAACGUUGGCGAUUUCCAGUCGGAGAGCGAAAGCGAAUCGGAUUAA
Molecule: messenger RNA, 6465 nt
Organism: Anopheles marshallii
Lineage: Eukaryota; Metazoa; Arthropoda; Insecta; Diptera; Culicidae
Gene: l(3)72Ab
Product: U5 small nuclear ribonucleoprotein 200 kDa helicase
Exons: 4
Coding region: 1-6465 (2154 amino acids)
Cellular component (GO): nucleus
Molecular function (GO): ATP binding; nucleic acid binding; ATP hydrolysis activity
Source: RefSeq, a predicted model, not a curated record